This is a messenger RNA of Nakaseomyces glabratus, 237 nucleotides long. RefSeq lists its product as uncharacterized. Lineage: Eukaryota; Fungi; Ascomycota; Saccharomycetes; Saccharomycetales; Saccharomycetaceae. The record is from RefSeq and is a predicted model, not a curated record.
AUGGAACUACUAGGAUAUGACACAAGUGCCUUCGAUGCCAUGUACAACGUUAUCAAAAACUCUUUAUUCUCAUCGGGACAAAGCUUCCAUGAAGAACCAAUUGAGAAUGUGAUUGCUCUUUUUGUUAUAUGCUCGAUAGUCAUGAUUAUGAUUAUGAGUUGUGUGGUAAUCAUGAUGAUGCUACUGACAAUUAACAACAAAUCAACCGAAAAUGACUUGGAAGCAGGUUUCUUUUAA